Molecule: messenger RNA, 1090 nt
Organism: Lepidothrix coronata (blue-crowned manakin)
Lineage: Eukaryota; Metazoa; Chordata; Aves; Passeriformes; Pipridae
Gene: SHOX
Product: short stature homeobox
Exons: 6
Coding region: 178-1053 (291 amino acids)
Biological process (GO): regulation of transcription by RNA polymerase II
Cellular component (GO): nucleus
Molecular function (GO): sequence-specific double-stranded DNA binding; DNA-binding transcription factor activity, RNA polymerase II-specific
Source: RefSeq, a predicted model, not a curated record
UUGGGCUGAGGUAGCCAUGUAUAAAUAGUGUGAUCUCAAAUUGAAAGGCAUAAAUAACAGCAGGAGUGAUCUAACCCUAUACAGCCCAUCUUCUACGUGCAAAAACAGCGUGCAGAGGACGGCCACAUCUCCGAUUGAAAACAAGUGGAUCUCUGUGGAUAAGAUCAUCGGGCAGCCAUGGAAGAACUUACGGCUUUUGUAUCCAAAUCUUUUGACCAGAAAAGCAAAGAGAGCAGCAGCGGCAGUGGCAGCAGCAACAAGAAGGAGACGAUCACGUACAGGGAAGUUUUGGAGAGUGGGUUGGCUCGCUCUAGGGAGCUUGGAAACUCUGACUCUAACCUACAGGACAUGACCGAGACCAGCAACCAUUGCCCGGUGCAUCUUUUCAAAGACCAUGUAGAGAGCGACAAGGACAAACUGAAGGAGUUCAACACGGGCAGGACGGCGGAAGGUAUCUACGAGUGCAAAGAGAAGAGGGAAGAUGUGAAGUCAGAAGACGAAGAUGGACAGACCAAGCUUAAACAAAGGAGAAGCAGAACCAAUUUCACACUAGAGCAGCUGAAUGAGCUGGAAAGACUUUUUGAUGAGACUCACUAUCCGGAUGCCUUCAUGAGGGAGGAACUAAGCCAGAGGCUGGGUCUCUCUGAAGCUAGGGUUCAGGUAUGGUUCCAGAACAGGAGAGCAAAGUGCCGAAAGCAGGAAAACCAGAUGCACAAAGGUGUGAUCCUGGGAACCGCCAGCCAUUUAGACGCCUGCAGAGUAGCCCCUUAUGUGAAUAUGGGAGCCCUGAGGAUGCCUUUCCAACAGGUCCAGGCGCAGCUGCAGCUGGAGGGCGUGGCCCACGCGCACCCGCACCUGCACCCGCACCUGGCGGCCCACGCGCCCUACCUGAUGUUCCCGCCGCCGCCCUUCGGGCUGCCCAUCGCCUCCCUGGCGGAGUCCGCCUCCGCCGCCGCCGUGGUGGCCGCUGCCGCCAAGAGCAACAGCAAGAACUCCAGCAUCGCCGACCUGAGGCUGAAGGCCCGGAAGCACGCCGAGGCCCUGGGGCUCUGACACGCUUCACCCGAGCUCCUCCUCAUACUCCUCCUCC